Messenger RNA from Archocentrus centrarchus (flier cichlid), 1456 nucleotides. RefSeq names its product acyl-coenzyme A thioesterase 5-like. Gene Ontology annotation, biological process: acyl-CoA metabolic process; fatty acid metabolic process. Lineage: Eukaryota; Metazoa; Chordata; Actinopteri; Cichliformes; Cichlidae. The transcript is spliced from 4 exons. The record is from RefSeq and is a predicted model, not a curated record. Gene Ontology annotation, molecular function: fatty acyl-CoA hydrolase activity. Bases 152 to 1420 code for a protein of 422 amino acids.
AUUCUAACCCCCAUUUGGCAGGAGAGCAGCGUUUCAGAGCUCGACGAAACGACCUUUCUCAGUGAUUAUGUCAAUGUUUACCUCAGUUUUUGCAGCAUUGAGCGCCAGGCAAAGUCUAAACUUGUAAAGAAAGCAGAAAGUUGCUCAAGACAUGGCAUCCCAAAUCAGGCUGAAGCUGCUGCCGAGCGCCAGGUGUCUGUUUGAUGAGCCCAUUCGGGUGAAGGUGGCCGGGCUGAAGUCGAGGCAGGUGGUCACCAUGAGAGCCAGAUCGACCGACGACAAGGGAGUGGUGUUCAGCUCUGCGGCCACCUACAGGGCUGAUGAAAGCGGGGAGGUUGACUUGAAUAGAGACCCCUCACUCCGCGGGAGCUACGUUGGGAUUGAACCGAUGGGUCUGCUGUGGUCCAUGACAGCUGACACUUUGCACAAAAGGCUUCAAAAGACAAAUGCGCUUAACCCCUAUGUGGUGAAGUUCUCAGUGCAUGAGGAAGAAGGUGAGGGUCGGAUGCUGGCAGAGGCGACUAAUGAGAGGCUUCUGAUGGGAGACGGGGUAAGCCGGGUCCCCAUCAAAGAGGGGAACAUUCGAGGAGUCCUGUUUACUCCUCCAGGCAGAGGUCCGUUCCCUGCUGUUUUGGAUCUGUACACUUUUGGUGGAGGUCUGUCAGAGAAAAGGGCCUCUAUGCUGGCCAGCAGAGGAUUUUUGGUUCUGACUGUUGCUCUGUAUGGCCACGACGACCUGCCCAAAAACGUUAAAGAAAUCCACCUGGAUUAUUUGGAAGAAGCAGUCGAGUUUCUAAAAAAACAAGCUAAGGUUUCAGGUAAAGGAGUUGGUGUAAUAUCCCUUUCCAAAAGUGGAGAUCUUGCACUAUCAGUUGCUUCUUACCUAGCAGGUGUUGAGGCCACAGUAUGGAUCAAUGGCUGCUCUGCCAAUGUAGCUUUGCCUCUCUACUAUAAGAAAAGACAAAUACACUCUGCAUUAAUGUAUGAUGUAAAGAAAAUAAUUCCCACUGAAUCAGGGGCCAUCAUCACUAAAUAUGCUGUAAACAAUCCUCUGGCAGAGGAGAACAAGGGCAGCCUGAUCCCCAUUGAAUGCGCCAAGGGACAUUUCCUUUUUGUAGCUGCAGAGGACGACCUCAACUGGGACAGCAAGGCCUAUCUGGAUGAGAUGGUGGCGAGACUGAAGCAUCAUGGGAAGGAGAACUUUGAUAGUGUGUCUUACCCAGGAGCUGGACAUUACUUAGAGCCACCUUAUGGACCCUACUGCCCCUCCAGCUUCCAUGGGGUUGUAGGCAAGCCAGUCCGGUGGGGGGGUAAGCCCAAGUCCCAUGCAGCAGCUGAGGUCCACCUGUGGAAGAAGAUCCAAGAUUUCUUCAGGAUUCACCUGAGUUGGGAUGCUGCACACACUAAAGCCAAGUUAUAGGUUCAAACAAGAUAAGAAAGAAUACCCCCCCCCCCC